Molecule: messenger RNA, 1179 nt
Organism: Entamoeba invadens IP1
Lineage: Eukaryota; Evosea; Mastigamoebida; Endamoebidae
Product: tyrosine protein kinase transforming protein ros, putative
Exons: 1
Coding region: 1-1179 (392 amino acids)
Biological process (GO): protein phosphorylation
Molecular function (GO): protein kinase activity; ATP binding
Source: RefSeq, a predicted model, not a curated record
AUGACAGUAUACAUGACCUUACAUUGUUCAACAAAAAUAAGGAACAUGAAAAUCCCAUACACUGUAUGGCACUCCAAAUCUAAAAAGACAUUGGUGCGCAUCUCUGAAAUAUUGAAGGGAAAGACUUUUGAGGAUUGGACACCAACCGACAAAAAGAACAUUGAAAGGUUAUGUGAAGAUGUGAGUGUAAGAACACAUUGUUAUUUUACAAUUAAAACGGAAGCAACGAGUUCAACUCAGAUUGAUAUGGACGAAUUGAACAUUACUGAAACCCCAAUUGCUGAAGGAGCGAUGGGUAAAGUAUUUAUAGGCAAUUAUAGGAGUGUUCCAGUCGCUGUCAAACAAUUUAAGUGGGACAAUUUGGAUGAAGAUGAAAUGACGGAAUUGAAAAAGAGUGUAGUAGCAGAAUGUGAAAUCAUGAGUAAAUUGCGAAAUCCAUUCAUUGCCAAUUACAUGGGGUCCGUCACUUACUUAAAACAAGUUUCAAUGGUCAUCCAAUUCUUUGUAUUGGGAUCAUUGGGAGAGUACUUGAGAAAGGAGAAAGAGGAUUUUGUCAUUCUUCCUUACAAAUUGAAAGUACGAAUGUUGUUUGACACUGCAAGAGGAAUGCAAUUUUUACAUGAAAACAAGAUUAUGCACUUGGACUUGAAACCGGAGAAUCUAUUGGUCAAUUCACUCGACUCAAAUUCCGUCUGUUCCAUUAAAAUCACUGACUUUGGAACUUCAAGAUUCACCAAAAAGUCACUCAAAAAAGGAGAAGAAAAGGGUCUGGGCACUCCUAUUUAUGCAUCACCGGAAUCAUUCAGGGAUGAAUAUACGUAUGCUGGAGAUGUCUAUUCAUAUGGAAUAACAGCAUGGGAAAUAUUUUAUCAACAAGAACCAUACAAAGAGUUUAAAUCGAUUUUUGAAAUCAAAAAUUACGUUGAAAAUGGGAAAAGACUUGAAAUUGGAAAUGAGAUGCCAAGACUUUACAGGGAUCUUGUCGAAGAAUGUUGGAGACAAAACCCAAGAGAAAGACCUUCUUUCGAUCUCAUCGCAAAGAAUAUAGUCGGCGUCGACGAAGAUGUGAUUAACCACAAUUCGUUGGACUUGGAAUACUCGUUCGAUAAAUUGGAAAAUAUCACUCAAAAGAGAAUGCAAAGAAUGCAACAAACUCUCAAAGAUGUUUAUGCAGAAUAA